Paramuricea clavata is the source of this 612-nucleotide messenger RNA. NCBI's taxonomy places the organism in Eukaryota, Metazoa, Cnidaria, Anthozoa, Malacalcyonacea, Plexauridae. The record is from the annotation of a GenBank genome assembly.
AUGGACUGGCUGACACUGGUAACACCUGACGAAAUGGAACGAGUCGGUAAGAACGCAAAAACUAUUGAGGAGCUAGAGGCUGUAGUAAUGAAAUACGUGAGAAAUAAAAUGAGGGUCAAACACACAUACGAACCAGUAUGUAGUGAAUGUGGUAGUAAGUCCACUGUGGUGAUAGAUGGAGCAGAUGUAUGCACACAAUGUGGCACAAGUGAUAUGAAUGGCUUCACAUACUAUGUUAGUUACAACCACAACAAGGACAACUAUCUGAAAAAGAAGUCUUGUCAUAAUAGAGUCCGUUGGUUCGAGAGACACUUAUUAGAACAUGUUGCUUCAGGGGAUAGGGAUACCAUACGGGAGCAGUUUAGAAGCAUCGUAAGAUGUAUACAAAGACUUAGACUGCAACGGGGGCGCAACAUAGUUAGAUAUAAGUUUUACCUACUAAGGAUAGCCAGCAUGAACAACAUCACGCUGAGAAACCCGCCUGAGGAUAUCAAGACUCAAAGAAUUGUAAACAUCCUUGAGGACAGACUAUAUGGAAAGGUUUUCCCCAAGUUGGGAUGGAAACCUUUGAAGUGUAAAUAUUAUGACGGCUGGAAAUUUAGACAUAAAUAA